AUGGAUUUUGAGGAGGAAUACGAUGCUGAGUUUGACGACAACCAAGAAGGGUCAUUAGAGACCCCUUUCCCAGCGGCAACAGCUGCCGAUAAUGAGAACAACGCCAAUGAAGAUGGUCUUCCAGGGAACAAGCAGAACAAGAAACAGAAAAGAGAGACAGUGGUUGAUGACGGGAGUGACAACAUAUUUGGUAUUCCCGAAUUUACAAGAAAAGAUAAGACUUUGGAAGAGAUUCUAGAGAUGAUGGACGAUACGCCUCCCAUCAUUCCUGACGCAGUCGUGGAUUACUAUCUGACCAAAAAUGGGUUUGAUGUUGCAGAUGUACGAGUAAAACGACUUUUAGCAUUGGCCACGCAGAAGUUUGUUAGUGAUAUAGCCAAAGAUGCGUAUGAGUACUCGAGGAUCAGGUCCUCCGUUGCAGUAUCGAAUGCAAACAAUAGUCAAGCCAGAGCUAGGCAGUUAUUGCAGGGUCAACAGCAGCCUGGUGUACAGCAGAUAUCACAGCAACAACAUCAACAGAACGAGAAGACUACGGCAAGCAAAGUUGUUCUGACAGUGAGCGACCUUAGUAGUGCUGUCGCUGAGUAUGGGCUCAAUAUUGGUCGUCCUGACUUCUACCGCUAG
Molecule: messenger RNA, 624 nt
Organism: Saccharomyces kudriavzevii IFO 1802
Lineage: Eukaryota; Fungi; Ascomycota; Saccharomycetes; Saccharomycetales; Saccharomycetaceae
Gene: TAF10
Product: Taf10p
Exons: 1
Coding region: 1-624 (207 amino acids)
Biological process (GO): transcription initiation at RNA polymerase II promoter
Cellular component (GO): SAGA complex; transcription factor TFIID complex; nucleus
Molecular function (GO): RNA polymerase II general transcription initiation factor activity; promoter-specific chromatin binding
Source: RefSeq, a predicted model, not a curated record